This is a messenger RNA of Physella acuta, 6173 nucleotides long. RefSeq names its product E3 ubiquitin-protein ligase RNF123. Gene Ontology annotation, cellular component: cytoplasm. Gene Ontology annotation, molecular function: ubiquitin-protein transferase activity; protein binding. NCBI's taxonomy places the organism in Eukaryota, Metazoa, Mollusca, Gastropoda, Physidae. The record is from RefSeq and is a predicted model, not a curated record.
CAAAUAUGGCGACUUACUUUGUUGACAUCAAUUGUAUCUAAGACCUAAGUUCAUCUAGGUUGCACAUUUAUAAUUUAAUUUAAAAAAAAAAAAAGUAAACAUCAAAACAUAAAGUGAACAAAAUGUGCUUAGAUUUUUUAUUUUGCUAACUCAUGCGGCUCUUCCAAAAAUUAUGGCCGAAAGUAAGCGUACACCAUCAUCUUCUUCUAAGGAGCCGCUGAAAAUCAGGGAGACAAGCCCACUUUCACCAAGAAAUGCACCUCACUCAUCAGACGGUGAUGGUGUGCGACGAAAUUCUCGGAGCCCUAUAUCUCUUGAAAACGUUUCAGUUCCCGAUAUAGGAGAUGAAUCUUUCACUAGAAGUUUACUGCAAGAUGUAUUUGAAGAAACAAGGGCUCCAUCUCCAGUGGAAGGUGCUGCCAGCCUUAUACUGUUACGAAAAUCCUUGAGUUUGCAGAAUUUGCACAACCACAUAGCUGCAAAUUUAAAGGAAGUCUCAGACAAAGAGACCAAGUCCAGUAAAGAUGGUCCAGACUUUACCGUUGGGAGAAUGGGCCCCACGGACUGCACGUUUGAUAUAUCAACAAGUGUUGGGACGCUUAUUGUUGAUCCUGACAAAUUAGGGAUUGCUAGUCAUUCUAACUUCAGCAGCAUCAAAGCCAGUUGUUGUGUAUUUCAAGGUAAAUGGGUGUAUGAAUUGAUGCUUGCAUCUAAAGGUGUGAUGCAGCUAGGAUGGUGCACAGCAAACUGUAGGUUCUCACAAGAGGAAGGAGUUGGAGAUACUAGAGAUUCUUAUGCCUAUGAUGGUAACCGUCUUAGGAAGUGGAACAUAACCACCAAAAGAUAUGGCCAGCCUUGGAUGUCUGGGGAUGUUAUAUCAUGUGCAAUAGACUGUGAUGAAGGCAUUAUCACAUUUUACAGAAAUGGGGUAUCGCUUGGCGAGGCUUUCAACAAUGUGCGUGUCGGUCCUGGAUAUGCCUACUUCCCUGCAGUCAGUCUUUCAUUCACAGAGAGUGUUCAGGCUAACUUUGGCUCCCUGCCACUCAGAUACCCAGUGGAAGGCUACAAGCCCCUACAGAGCCCUCGCUGUGAACCAGUUGCUCAAGCCGAUCUCUUGCUGACAUAUCUUCAACGACUUUUGCCUAAGAUGGUGGAGGACGACCAGUGCAAUAGACAACAUGGAAUAUCUAGCAAGAGUCAAUAUUCAACAACAGUUUUAUCAGACAGGAGGUCACAUCAAGCAACAUUGACUCUUGUUGCCUCACAUAUAUUUCAUAAAUUAGCUCCAUUAUUGAGAAUACCCUAUGUUGUAGAUAAAUGUUUGAUAAAGUUACUACUGGAUCUAUGUGACUAUCAGCACUGGCAAGAUGAACAAGCUUUAAUCCACAAACUGUUAGAUCUUAUCUGGAUGUUAUUGCAGGAACCAGAGUUGAGGGACUGCCUGGAACACCUGGCAAUAUCACUGCUCAAUGGCUAUAGGUACCACCCCUUUCAUCCCGAGUUUAUUUAUCCUAAAAAAUUCUUGGCCUUGACCUUGUCGGUACUAAAACAUCAGAGAACCUGCAGACAUCUCUUGACAGCUGUUUUCUUUGAACGAGUCAAGUUCCCUGUGUUCAUGCACAUAAAGGCACCAGAUGACCCUAACCUUGCCAGAUUGCUGCCUUCAGUCUGGUGGGACAAACAUAUGAAGAAAGAUGAAGAUGACAGUGAUGACAGUAGUGAAGAGGAAGAUGUUGAUGCAGCGCAGGCUGAUGAGGAUAAAAAAAGUUUUAUGGAGUGUUGUGAGAGACUGGGGGAGAAAGUUGAAGAACUGGAGUCUAUGCAAGUUGAGCUACUGAAGUGUCUCCUGAUGAACACAGACAGAGUGGAUAAUAAAACAUCAAGAGAUAUUUUCCUGGACAAGUUGAAAAUAUUCUUGAAAGAAAACAGUGGCUUCACCAGGCUGCAGAUUGCCCAAUGUGCUCUGCCGGUCAGCCUGUGUUUCUUUCAUCGACUUGUGCAAGCCCUUAGGUUCUAUUGGGAUCAUUUUUCUGCCGAGGAUCCAAACUUCCUACCUAGCUCAGAAGCAUUUAUGCCAAUUCAGUGCUUCUGGAAUGAUACAAGAGAUUACUAUGAGCUUCAACGAUGUGGGGGCCUUAUGAGUCACUUAAAUCGACAACUUGGCACUGAGGUAAACAGAGCCCAAGGGAUUGAAGUACAGGAAGAUGGAAGAGUUGUCAAAAAAUCAUCCAAAGAUGCUGGCAAACCCAGUGAAGAUUUUUAUCCAAAGCUGGAGAUGCCUAGUGGGAAUUCUCUUCUGGAUCUCUUAGACUGUGUUGUACUACUGUAUCAUGUAGCUGCCCACAAACAACUAGGGAAGAUGUGUGCCUUAAGGGACAGCAUGCAGGACUACAUCCAGAAUAUGAGGGACACAGAAAGAAAGUUAAAGAGGUGUCCUGAUGGUCUGGAAGAGGUCAAAGUGCAUCUGUCUAAUGCAAAGAAAGUGUUUGAGGAUAAAAUUGUUGAACAAGCUCGACAGAUGGUGUGGGUGGCCAAAGUCAUUUACUCUAAGUCAAAGCAGAGAGAUCUAGCCUGGCUGCUCAAAGUUGUUCUAAAGACUGUAGAGAAAGCGUCGGCCUAUCACAAGCUGUUCCAGUAUGUUCCAGAGUUUUACAUACAGACAGCAGUCAACACUUUCAACGCACUAAAGAAUUUCUUACACCCUACCACAAGCUUUCAUAUUAUUCCAGAUCUUCACAACCUUCUUACCCGCUACGCCACAUUCCUGGUUAACCACUUCUUUGAUCCAAGGCUGGUUAGCAAUGACCUAAAGGAUACAUUAGUCCAAGCUCUAGCCUGCCUCACCUGCUACCCUGAUACACUCAAAGUGCUGGAGGAGCUGCCAAUGGAGAGACGUAUAUCAAUGCUUCAGUCAUUGAUAGCCCCUUAUGAGAACAGAUCCUGGGCCCACACAAACUGGAUUCUUGUGAGAAUUUGGAAGGGAUGUGGUUUUGGCUAUCGCUAUCGCUACUUGCCAAAUUUGAUCCCCCACAAGGCCCAGCCUACAGAGUUCAGCUAUGUUAGUCUACAAAAACCAUGUCCGUCUAGAGAGUUCCAAAGUUUACUCGCAAAAAUCUUGCUGGAUGAUGAAGCAAGAUCUACAAAAUUUUUAGAUUCUCUAAUGAACCAGUUGAACUGGUCAUUCUCUGAAUUUGUGGGCAUUAUACAAGAGAUACAGUCUCUGGCCACCAGAACAGAGCCGUUGCUGUUAGAGUCUAGGCAAAUUAAAAUCUGCGCUGCCUGCUUUGAGAUCUCCGUCUGCCUGUUGAGAGUUUUGGAGAUGGUCGCCACUGUUGCCCCACAGGUCUUUACUGAUUGGUCAAGACCAUCUGCUGAACUUUUCCUCAAGAGGUUAAUGCAGCUUUUAAGCCAGAUCAUGACCAGGGUCACUAUGAAGGAUGGAGCAUUUGAAAACACAGUUGCUUUACCAAUACAAGGUUUAGACAGUGUAACCUUCUACCCAAUACUUACAGUUACUGUUGGGGUCAUGGCCCAACUCAUUGUUAGAUGCGGGGGUAGCAGCCAGGAGAAAGCCACCAGGUCCCUGCUUGUAGACUCCAGCUUCUCACUAGAGUCCCUCAAGUUUGUCCUGGCCAACAAUGUUGGCAGCAAGCAGGACAAGAUCUUCUCCUUUAGGAAGUAUGAUGAAAUAAGUCAAGAGGAGAUUGAGGAUGUGGAGAAACUUUUGGCCUACCUCACCCAUCAACAGGUGGCUCUGUCUGCUACUCAAGAGGAUGUGAAAGAUGAAGACCUGUGUACCAUAUGCUAUGCAAAUCCACAGCAAGCCAUAUUUGUUCCUUGCGGUCACACUUCUUGCAGGACCUGCAUCACACAACAGCUGUUGAACAAAAAGGAAUGCUUCUUCUGUAUAGCCACCAUCACUAAAGUCACUGAUACCAAAGGUCGCCAUAUUUUAAGAGAGCAUUUCCAGACUGCAAAAAAACCUUAACGAUAACCAUCAUUACUGGGAUGUUUUUUUUAAUAGUUGUUUUAAAUAUUUAAGAAGAUAUUGGCUGUGUGUUAUUAUGUAUAAAAAAAGGAAAAUUUUUUAUGUGAAAGUAACAAUUUCUUACAGUGUACAACUUAGUUCAUAUAUAGCCAUUACACUUUGUUUUUACUGUAAUACAAACUUGGCUGUGCAUAUUUAGAAUAUACAGCACUAAAUUGAUUUUGAGAGUGACCUUAUUACAAUUUUUUGGAAGAUAGGCCAGUAGAAUUUUGAAUUUUAUUAUUAACUGAACUUACUUUAUAAUGAUCCCUGUAUAUUGUAUACUAAAACAGAAAUUUGAAAAAAAAACGUUUUUAAAGCUAUUUUGGAAAUAGAUAUUUACCAUAAUGAAAUAUCAGUCAAACAGUGUACUAAUUUUAAGUUACAAAGAAUAUAUUGCCUUUGUAUUGUUGUAAUUAAAGUAAAACAUUGUUUUAACUCAGAAUAUGUUUAUGCCACUGUGUUAUAUAUUCAUUGAUUCUAACUUUACUGUGUGAUAUGAUGUUAAAGAUUAUAUAGCGUUGAAGCAUCUUAGGGUAAAUGGCUUGUGGUGAUAGCAGUUGUUAGGCUAACAAAAAAUUUGACAUGAAGUCUUUCAAUGAAAUGUGGUUUAGUUUUGUACCUGCUAUUGGAUGUAUGCUUACAAAAGAGUGAAAUUUGUGUAGCUUGAAUAUAAAAUGGGUUUUCGAAAACGUGUUUAAGAUUUUUUAUUAAAAUAGAUUAAUCACAACCCCCAAAGGUAAAGUUUUAAGUGAUAACAUUUAACCUACACUACAUGUACAAAUGUUUCUACAUGUCAUUGUUAACUAUAAAUCUUUUCUGAGAACCUAUAACUGUGUCGAUAUUUUACUAAGUCCAUGUCACCAAGUGCAACUGAAUAUUGUUUAUUAUAUUUUAUAUAUGUGUGGCUUUUUGUGGGAAAAGAGAAAGCUCAUUAUUUGUCACUUUACACGUUUUGGAAACAGGUUUUUGGAUUAUGUACUUGGAUCAUGUAACACAAAAACUACAAAUCUUUAAAAUAUUUAAAAAUAUAACUGUUAUGUACAUACAUGUUUUCUUGAAGUAGUUUUUUUAGUUUUAUAUACACAUUUGGUAUUGUGCUAAUGAACUAAAUUAGUAAAAUAUUAAUACUUGGUUUCACAAAUUAAUAACAAAAUUUUCUGACUGAGAAAAAAAAAUAGUGCUCAGCACAUCAUUAUGGUCACACAUCAAUCAGUUUAAAAUUUCUUUUGUGUUUUUAUCUUAAGUGGCUAAAAAUGCAAUUGCACAUGAAUAUAAUUAUUCUGCUUUUGUUCUGAUUUUGUAUUAUAAAAAUCAACUAUAGUUUAUAUUAAAAAUCAGGAUAGCAAAGGUAAGCCACAGAGAUUUUGGUAUUGGUCGUAUCAAAUCUAACCACACACACACAUACAGGCAACUGUCCACUGAUAAAAAAUUUUCGAACAUUGUUUGCAGAUUAUCAACAUUUAAUAGGUAAACACCUCUCAUAAUGUGCAGGAGAUUGUAGGGCAGCCAAUAUGCAUUGGUGAUUAUACAUAACAUUCUGAGACAUAAUUUAUUGCUAUCAGAACUGGUGGGGAAAUGUCUAGUUUUUUAAAAAUUAUUUAUCUGAAUUGUUUGAAUUUAGUCUGUUGUGUAAAUAUAUUUUUUUUACAAAGUAGUCCUACAUUUUAAAAUCAAGAUAUAUUUGUAAGUGCUAAUGCAUGCCCUAUAAAUUAUCUUGUCUCCAACCAGUUUCCUGACUUCGGUCAGAAACUUUUUAUAAAAAGUUAUUUUUUAAUAACUGAUAGAAAUAAUUUGGGUUUAUUUUUUUUUUUAAAAUCAAAAUGUGCUCAAGAAAAAGAAGACAGUCUGCUUAUAAUACUCUACUUCAACAUGUAUAAAUAAUCUGAUUUGUAGAACUAAAAAAUGCAUCAUUGUGAAGUAGUGCUGAAUUGAUAAGUUUUAAAAAAAAAAAGCCAUAUCUGUUUAUUGAAAUAUCUUGUUUUUGUAUUUUGAUAUCUUUUUCUAAUUGGUUAAAUGUAUGUUGAGUGUUUUUUUUCUUCUAUGUAAUCUCUCAUCUGAAAGAAAAUAUUCCAAAAAAAAAUGAACAACAAUAAGGAAGUAAAGAAGUGACAAACAUUUUUUUGGUCUUUUUUUUUUCCAGUUA